This is a messenger RNA of Exophiala oligosperma, 2018 nucleotides long. RefSeq lists its product as uncharacterized. Lineage: Eukaryota; Fungi; Ascomycota; Eurotiomycetes; Chaetothyriales; Herpotrichiellaceae. The coding region runs from base 44 to 1960 and encodes 638 amino acids. Gene Ontology annotation, cellular component: mitochondrion. Gene Ontology annotation, molecular function: methyltransferase activity; nucleic acid binding. Gene Ontology annotation, biological process: methylation. The transcript has a single exon. The record is from RefSeq and is a predicted model, not a curated record.
GCACGGAGGACAUCCCGUCCUGCACAAAGAUUUUCGCAAACAGAUGACACGUCUUCCUCCUGCUCUUAUUCGACGGGCUGCUCACGAGAACCCGUUCCUACCUCUCCUGCUUCGAGUGUGCCGAGAUCUCCCCUCGGCUCGAAACGAGCUUCGAUGGCUCGAAGAAUAUGUUCAAGAGACAGUUGCUUCCAGACGACGGAGGCUUUAUGACAUGAGAGAGCGGUCUGGCGAUCUGGGAGAACAAGUCCCAAUAGGUCAUCAUGGAGCUAGGAUAGCUAGGAUCUCACGGAGCACCUUCACCGGGCACAAUCGGUGUAGAGUGCUUGCGAACAGAGGAAGUGUGACGGAGCGGAAUUUCUGUACAACUCAUAGCCCUCUGGCAGCACAACCCACUGGAAGCUCUAGGAACUCAGAGGGAAAGACUGUUAGAAGGCACAUAUACUCCUCUAAAGGCAACAAGAAAGAUCAAGCGUCACCAGGAAGGAAGAUAAGCAAAGGCGUUCAGAGAAGAGCCGCACGCAGAAACCUGUCAAAUACCAGAGACAAUGCCACGGCAGAAGAUGGUUCUUUGGCUCGCAAAGCCGUUUCAGACGGCAUGAGGAAUGGCAGCGACCAGCUGAUCCGGAAGUUCUUAACGAAAGCUGUCCACGACAGAUCGCGGGGGAAGCCACUGCAGCAUAUCCUCGGAAACCAACCUUUCGGCAAUCUAGAAAUCCUAACUCCCAACACAGUCCUGAUCCCCCGGCCUGAAACAGAAGCAUACACCGAAAAUGUUGCAAAUAUGCUUGCAUCUGCCGUUCAAGAGACAGAUCAAAGAGCAGGUGACCAUGAACCGCGAAACCGCCGCAAACUCAGGAUCUUAGACCUCUGCACAGGAAGCGGUUGCAUAGCACUCCUCCUCCACUCGAUCCUCAAACCACCACCAAAUUCUUUAUCGUCCACAUCCAGCGACCACCACUGGCCAUCGACAAUCGACCUGGAGAUCCUCGGUGUCGACUAUCACCCCACUGCACUCGAAGUCGCCAAUAGAAACCUUCACCACAACAUCUACAAGGGCCUUUUGCACCCUGAGGCGGCGACCGACAUUUCUUUCAUGCGUCAGGAUCUUCUCAGGUUGACCCUAGACACCAAGACUCGACGUGAUCCACACAUUCGAAGAACAUUCAAUCUCAACACUGAAGAUGGAUCUGCCAAAGCUGCUCCUGCUCCUACUGCUGAUCAUGAGCAUGGAGGUGUGGAGGGUGACGUCGACCCCGACUCACCCUGGGACGUCGUCAUAAGUAAUCCCCCCUACAUCUCCGAGAAAGACUAUGCCCCCGGCGGAACCACCGAACGCAGCGUCCGCAAAUUCGAACCCAAGAUUGCCCUCGUGCCUGAGAACGGCCCCUCUGUACACUCGGGAGAUUUGUUCUACUGGCCCCUCGCACAGAUCUUCGACGCCGUCGGCGCCAGGCUCCUGGUCAUGGAACUCGGUGGGGCGGAACAGGCGGCUCGAGUUCACAAAGUUCUCACCAAGGGUUUCAGGUUUCAAGCGCGGCGUGAUCCGCACGCGCUCUUCCUUGAAUGCUGGAAGGAUGAUGGUACCGUGAUUCCUCUUCCUAUAUUGGACUCGGGAAACAAAAUGGCCACCCACGACAGGCCCACCACCGCCGCAACAACAGCAUCAGCAGAGUCAGAGUCAGACGACGCGCCUGACCGAGCCCUGUUUCUUUGGUCCGGUCCCCUCGCUGUAUGGCGACGGGAACAAGUCGGGGAGACUGACGUUCCGCUUCGGUUCGAGUUUGGAAGACUUUACAUGCCCAAACCAGCCAAAGACCACCAGAGGCAGGAACCUCCAUUGGACCUAAUCAAGUCGCCUAAACCGAUCAAGACGCAGGACGAGGGUGAAGAACAGGUCUCCUUCGCGACGGCGAAGGAGGAGCAUCAUGAUCAUGGACGAGCAGAUGCGUUUCGAGAUUGAUGAAUUGUCGUUUCCUCUCCUUUCAGGUACAAGUGAUAUGUGCAUGACACGCUGAGAC